Molecule: messenger RNA, 1572 nt
Organism: Epinephelus lanceolatus (giant grouper)
Lineage: Eukaryota; Metazoa; Chordata; Actinopteri; Perciformes; Serranidae
Source: RefSeq, a predicted model, not a curated record
AUGGAUAACGUAUACUCUGUCAGGCUGGUGGAUGGGACCAGUCUGUGCUCAGGCAGACUGGAGGUGAAGUCUAACCAGAGGUGGUCCUCAGUGUGUGAAGCUGACUUUGACCAGCAGGAUGCAGAGGUGGUCUGUAGGGAGCUUGGCUGUGGGGCUCCUUCAGUCCUCCAGGGGGCGCUCUAUGGAGAAGUGGAGGCUCCAAUGUGGACCAAAGAGUUCCAGUGUGGAGGCCAUGAUGUCUGGUGUCUUUUAUCUCUCUCUAUUUUAUCUUCUAUUAUCUCUCCAGACUCUGUCAGGCUGGUGGAUGGGACCAGUCUGUGCUCAGGCAGACUGGAGGUGAAGUCUAACCAGAGGUGGUCCUCAGUGUGUGAAGCUGACUUUGACCAGCAGGAUGCAGAGGUGGUCUGUAGGGAGCUUGGCUGUGGGGCUCCUUCAGUCCUCCAGGGGGCGCUCUAUGGAGAAGUGGAGGCUCCAAUGUGGACCAAAGAGUUCCAGUGUGGAGGCCAUGAGUCUGCUCUCCUGGACUGUAGAAGCUCAGGCUCAGAUAGAAACACCUGCUCACCUGGCAAAGCUGUUGGACUCACCUGCUCAGAGCCUGUCAGGUUGGUGGGAGGAGACAGUCGUUGUGCAGGAACACUGGAGGUCAAACGUGAGGGAGAAUGGAGACCAGUGACUGGCUAUUACUCUGACUGGACCCUGAAGACAGCAGGUGUUGUCUGCAGAGAUCUGGACUGUGGCUCUGCUGUUUCUGUAGGAGAGAGAGAGGAGUCCUACAGACCUGUGUGGUGGAUCAGGUCUGAAUGUGUUCACUCUGGAUCUGCUCUGAGGGAGUGUGCAACAUCAGAUUUCUCUUCCACCAUCCUGGAUCUCACCUGCUCAGACUCUGUCAGGCUGGUGGAUGGGACCAGUCUGUGCUCAGGCAGACUGGAGGUGAAGUCUAACCAGAGGUGGUCCUCAGUGUGUGAAGCUGACUUUGACCAGCAGGAUGCAGAGGUGGUCUGUAGGGAGCUUGGCUGUGGGGCUCCUUCAGUCCUCCAGGGGGCGCUCUAUGGAGAAGUGGAGGCUCCAAUGUGGACCAAAGAGUUCCAGUGUGGAGGCCAUGAGUCUGCUCUCCUGGACUGUAGAAGCUCAGGCUCAGAUAGAAACACCUGCUCACCUGGCAAAGCUGUUGGACUCAAAUGCUCAGAGCCUGUCAGGUUGGUGGGAGGACACAGUCGUUGUGCAGGAACACUGGAGGUCAAACAUGGAGAAUGGAGACCAGUGAAUGGCUAUGACUUGACCCUGAAGGAAGCAGCCAUCGCCUGCAGAGAUCUGGACUGUGGCUCUGCUGUUUCUGUAGGACAGAAAGAGGAUUCCAUACGCAGACCUGUGUGGUGGAUCAGGUCUGACUGUAUUGAGUCUGGAUCUGCUCUGAGGGAGUGUGUAAAGUCAGAUUUCUCUUUCUACACCUGGAAUUUUCCCUGCUCAGAGACGUGCUGCUUCAGCCAAUGGGUCCACACCAUUACCACACGAGUGUGCGCCUGCGGUGCACCAGAUGAAUGUAGUCUGCACACCAUCAGACAGUUAUCAUAG